AAAGUUGUAAUGUGAUGUGACCUAUACACAAGUCCACGAUUAAUAGGGAGAGUUUUACAGUUUAAGUGUUAUUUAAGUGAUAAAAGUGUGAAUAUAAAAUCAUUUGCCAUUAAACUUUAUUAAAAAUUAUUUCCCACAGAUGGAUAAAAAGAACAAAAAAUCCGGAAACAAGCAAAUUUUUAUCAUCACUCCUGAUGAAUUAGCCAAACUAGGAAUUUUAGGAAAGAUAUCCAGUGCUGGAGUAAGUUCCAAACCUACAGAAGAUACCACAUCUAGUCCAUCAACUUCAAAAAGUGUAGACAAAAUCACUGAAAAUCCUGAUAUUUGUAACAUCUUAAGAUCUGCUCUGAAGAAAAAACUUAAGCCAAAAACAGAUAAAAGUGCAACUAUCCAUCAAACUAAAAAGUUAUCCGUAAAACAGAGAAUUGGUAAGAAGAUUAAAUCUAAGGUAUUAUCUGAAGAACUAGAAACUGCCAAAAAUGCAACUGUCCAUCAAACGCAAGAGUUAUCUGUAAAAAAGAAAAUUGUUAAGAAGAUUAGAACUGAGGUAUUAUCUGGAGAACUAGAAUUGUCAGGGCAAACUCAAGAAACACAUGUUACAGGACCAAACACAACUAUUAAAUCUCCAAAGAAAACUGUAAGUGUUAUUAGUAAUACUGCAGUCAACUUAAGUAAAGAUACCAUACACAAGAUAGUCGAUAGUGUUUCCAGCUUGAAUUCUGGUAAAAAUAUCAAUUCAAAAUUGAAAUUGAUACCAGCAAAAGUAGGUCCCCAAAACUUCCAAAGUACAAUCGACACUGAUUUUAAAAACGCUAUACAAACAGAUGACAUAGAAAAAACACAUACUGAAGCAGCAGCAACAGGAAACAGUAUAACAAGCAUUGUUGAACAUCCUCAUAAGAAAAACAAAUCGAAAAAAUCAAAAAAUGAGUCAUCUACAGAAUGUGAAUCUGUUAUUAGUGAUUCAUAUAUUGUUGAACCUAUUGAACAAUCUCUUGACUCACACAUUGAAUCUAAUGAACAACUGUUUCAAAGAAAAGUAGAUAGAAAUCAGUGUGAUACAUUGAUUAAAGGAUCUAGAAGUAGAAAUAGUGAUACAGAUAAAAAGUUGAUCAGAAAUACAGUUAUAGGACGAUAUAUUUCCCGGAAACCACCUAAACUGCUUGAUAAGCAAUUAGAUCCUAAACAAACAAGUCUUCUUCCUGUGAAUACCCUUCUAGGAUCGAAUAAUGAUGUGGCAGAAACAGGGUUAAGUGACACAGAUUUUAUAAAUAAAGAAAUAAUUUUUGAAGAGAAAAAUCUAGAUAAUAAGACAAAUUAUGAAAGUCCAAAGGAUCCCUCAAUACAAAAGGAAGAAUUGGAAAAUGUAUUAAGAACUCCAGUUGAUACCUCACUAAGAGUAAUAACUAACCCUGUAAAAGUAGAUGAGAGUUACAAAAAAUCUGCUAAGAAAAAAAGAGGUCGAAAGUCUAAGAAUCGGGUGGUACCGGAAGUCCAAGCUGAAAAAAAUUUAGAAGACAGUGAAAAGAAAGAAACUCAAUUAGCUCUGAUCACUGCAGUAAAUAGUAUAGAAAGAAUGCAAAAAACGGAAGAUACAGCCAUCGCCUCUAUAGAUAACUCAGUAAAAGUACUCAGUACCUGUAUUCAAGUAGAUGAGACAUGUGAAAAACCUGCUAAGAAAAAAGGAAUUCGAAUGUCUAAGAAUCUGGUGGUACCGGAAGUUGAACAUGAAAAAAAUUUAGAAGACAUUAGUGAAAAUAAAGAAACUGAGAUAGUACCCAUCGCUGUAGUGGAUGCUAUAGAAAUAGUUCAAAGAUCUGGAGAUACACCUAGCACCUAUACAGAUAAUGCAGUAAAAGUACUCAAUACGUGUGACCAAGUAGAUGAAAACUAUGAAAAACCUGCUAAGAAAAAAGGAGGUCGAAAGUCUAAGAAUCUGGUGGUACUGGAGGUUGAAACUGAAAAAAAAAUUAGAAGACAUUAGUGAAAAGAAAGAAACUGAGUUAGUACCCAUGACUACAGUGAAUAGUAUAGAAAGAAUGCAAAAAACAGGAAAUAGACCCACCAUCUCUUUAGAUAACUCAGUAGAAGUACUCACUACCUGUGUACAAGUAAAUGAGAGCUGUGAAAAACCUUCUAAGAAAAAUGUAGGUCGAAAGUCUAAGAAUCUAGUGGUACCGGAAGUUGAACCUGAAAAAAAUUUAGAAGACAUUAUUGAAAAGAAAGAAACUGAGUUAGUACCCAUGACUACAGUGAAUAGUAUGGAAAGAAUGCAAAAAACAGGAGAUAGACCCACCAUCUCUAUAGAUAACUCAGUAGAAGUACUUAGUACCUGUGAACAAGUAGAUGAGCGCUGUGAAAAACCUGCUAAGAAAAAAGGAGGUAGAAAGUCUAAGAAUCCGGUGGUACCGGAAGUUGAACCUGAAAAAAACUUGGAAGACAUUAGUGAAAAGAUAGAAACUGAAUUAGUACCUAUCGCUGCAGUGAAUGCUAUAGAAAUAGUCCAAAAAUCUGAAGAUACACCUACCACCUAUAUAGAUAAUGCAGUAAAAUUACUCAAUACCUGUGUACAAGUAGAUGAGCCUUGUGAAAAACCUGCUAAGAAAAAAGGAAUUCGAAAGUCUAAGAAUCUGGUGGUACCAGAAGUUGAACCUGAAAAAAAUUUAGAAGAUAUUAGUGAAAAGAAAGAAACUGAGUUGGUAUCCAUCGCUGCAGUGAGAGCUGUAGAAAUAGUUCAGAAAUCUGGAGAUGCACCUACCACCUAUAUAGAUAAUACAGUAAAAGUACUCAAUACCCGUGAACAAGUAGAUGAAAGCUACGAAACACCUGCUAAGAAAAGAGGAGGUAGAAAAUCUAGGAAUUCGGUGGUACCAGAAGUUGAACCUGAAACAAACUUGGAAGAUCUUACUGAAAAGAAAGAAACUGAGUUAGUACCCAUGACUAGAGUGAAUAGUAUAGAAAGAAUGCAAAAAACGGGAGAUAUACCCACCAUCUCUAUAGAUAACUCAGUAGAAGUACUCGGUACCCGUGUACAAGUAGAUGAGAGCUGUGAAAAACUUUCUAAGAAAAAAGGAGGUCGAAAGUCUAAGAAUCUGGUGGUACUGGAAGUUGAACCUGAAAAAAAUCUAGAAGACAUUAGUGAAAAGAAAGAAACUGAGUUAGUACCCAUAACUACAGUGAAUAGUAUAGAAAUAAUUCAAAAAACGGGAAAUACACCCACCAUCUCUAUAGAUAAUUCAGUAGAAGUCCUUAGUGCCCGUGUACAAGUAGAUGGGAGCUGUGAAAAACUUUCUAAGAAAAAAAGGAGGUCGAAAGUCUAAGAAUCUGGUGGUACUGGAAGUUGAACCUGAUAAAAACUUGGAACACAUUGGUGAAAAGAAAGAAACUGAAUUAGUACCCAUUACUGCAGUGAAUGCUAUAGAAAUAAGUCAACAAUUUGGAGAUAUUCCUACCUCCUCUAUAAACAACUCAGUAAAAGUACUCAAUACCUCAAUAACUGAGAGCUGUGAAAAAUCUGCUAAGAAAAAAGGAGGUAGAAAGUCUAAGAAUCCGGUGGUACCAGCAACUGAACGUAGUGGAAACAUUGAUAAAGAUAAUGUCGACAUAAUUGCUGAUCAACUCAUAGAAGGAGAAAACGUAAAAGCUGAAGGCGAUAAGAAAGAAAUUGAACCGGUACCUACAAUGUUGGGAAGUGCUUCAUUAGGAUCUCAAAAAACUGAACAAAUAUCCACAAUCUCAAUCGAUAACUCAGUAACAGUACUUAAUUCCCUUGUAGAAAUAAACGACAGCUGUGAAACUUCUGCUACGAAAAAAAGCGGCAGAAAAUCUCAGAAUAUAGUGGUACCAGAAGCUGGAUCUGGUGGAAAUACUGAUCAUAAAAUAGCUGCCGAACAACCUAUCGAAGAUAUAUUAAAAAAUCAAGACAAAAAGGAAGAAACUGAAUCUGUUACAAUACAAAAAAUUGGAGAUGCUGAAGAAGAAGAUAUCGAUAGAAAUUGCGAAGAAUCUGCUAAGAAAAAAAGAGAUAGAACAUCUAACAAUCUAGUAGUGCCAAAUAUGAUUAACAAAACGCAAUAUACUGAUACGAGUAUCGAGCAAACUGUUGACAAAUUAGGCCAAUUACACAACGAAACUCAAGAAGAAAUCGCUUCAAUUAGUACACCUGAACAAAUAGAAAAUAAUGAUAUCAGCAUUGAAAAGAUCGGUAAGAAAAAAAGAGGACGAAGGCUGAAAUAUGUAUGGUUAGCAGGAGUUGAAUCAGUCCUUUCUGACGAAGAAAAGUCCGCAUUGAGGAAUAAAAAUAUUGAACAACUGGACGAAGAGGAAAAUGACAAAACUUCUUCUGUAUCAUCUUCUGACGUUUCAUCCGUUGCCGUAGAAACGCCUGUUAAGCAGAAAAGAGGUAGAAAGCCAAAAACCGUUUCAUUAACACAAACGCAGUCACUCACAGAGCAUAUAAGUGCCGAACAAAACGAUCAAAAUGAGGAAUUUCCCGCCGAUGUGUCUGUUAGUGAAACAAGUAUUGAACAACCAAGCAAAAGGAGGAGGGGAAGACCUCGGAAAGGCGAUACUCCCGCCCAGAUAACAACUAUUCCUAUUACUGAGCCUAUUGUUAAAUAUGACUUAGAAGAAUCCAAGAGGGGUAGAAAACGGGCAAAAAUAAACUAUUUUGAAGUCGAGAUGUCCACUCAAGAACCUACGAAAGUUACGAGAAAAAGAGAAGCAAGUGAAACGUUGGAGCCAAAGCAAACUAAAAAGAAGCGCGAUAAUGAACCGGACGCUGAUUAUAAAAUUAAAGUUAUCGACGAAGUCAAUGAUGAAGUUGACGACUUAAAUAAACCAGUCAAGGAUAAGAGGAAGUAUGUUUGGAAUGGAAAUACCGUUAAGAUGUGGAGUCAAAUGUUUUCUGUUCUUAAGGAUAAUCCAGAUGGUGAAAAGAGUGCUGUGUCUACCUCCACCGCUCGUUAUCGAGGUCGUCCCAGAAAAUAUCAUGACGUAAACCGGUCCUUAGUAUGCGAUGAUCAAGACCAAGUAACGUGUGUUAUUUGUCGAGAAACUGUUUCAUAUGAGGAUUGGUCUGAUCAUAAUAUAGAUAAACACUACAAUUUGGCUUGGCGAGUCGGGGAAAUUCAGUUGUUUUUAGACGAUUAUUCUAUGUUACGAUCCAAACUACAACCUUUCUUUGCCAAUAAGAAAACACUUUCUUGCCUAAAAUGCAGUAAAGUAUGUACGAAAUUACUCGAAUUUGUUUUCCAUAGGGAGGAGUGCGAAGGUAUUUUAGUAAAAGGUCAAGUUACUUGUGCUGUUUGUAAUAAAACAUUGGAGAGAAAAUCUUGGAUGUCUCAUAAAUUGAAACAUAACAAUUUAGCGUGGAGAGUUGGUGACUAUCCAUUGGAUCUAAACAGCGACGUCUUGGUGUUAAAGAUCCUGAACGCUUUGUACAGUGCGAAAAAACCUUUGACGUGUGAAGCGUGCGGCACGGUAAAAAAAUCAGUUGUUGGCUUUCUGUCUCAUCGUGGAGUGUGCGGAAAGAACGUCGACGAGGCAAAGGUGCCAUGCGAAGUAUGCGGCAGAAAAUGUUUACCUUCGAGUAUGCCAUCUCAUAUGAAAGCGGCUCAUGAUCCAAACAAGAAGAACAACAGCGAUUAUUUUGAUAUCGACAUCACCCUCUCGCACGGCAAGAGAAAAGCCGCCAAAAGGGCUUUAGACAAGAUCGAUGAAUUUGCAAAAGAAGAAGUAGGAGAGUAUUUUAAGUACUAUGAGAAACAACUCGAUUUUAAUGAAAACGAGAAAUUUAAAACGUAUUUAAAUAAAGAAUUACACAGCAAGAAGUCGUUGAAAUGUAAAAUGCAGAAUUGCCAAUUCGAAUCGGAUAAUACGUCAACGUUUUUGGACCACAUAUCUUCGUGUCCUUUAAAACCAGCAGAGUAUUACACGUGUAAGACGUGUUUUUCCACGCAAGCGUCCCAGGAGGACAUAAUAAAGCAUUUACGAAAAGCACAUUCACUCAAAAUACGGGAAGACGAUGACUAUCAGAAGGGAUUCUCAGACGAAGACGAGGAGGACGGAGUUGUGUCCGAAAAAUCGAGAAAGAGAAGAUCUAUAGCCUUCCAAGAAAAGAAACAACAACUUGUUAAGUUGAAAACCGAUAGCAGCUAUACGGCCAGACCUUUCUUUGUCUUAUCAACAAGUAGGAGGCCAAAAGACGAAUGUCAGUUAUUUUCUCACGCUUUCAAAUUCGCAUUCAAGUUCUGCGAGACACAUUAUAUUGAUAGCCACAAUUUGAAGAACUUGAUUUGUAACAAAGAUGCUUGGAGUUUAUUAGAAGAGGAAUCUAUCGAGAGGUAUUUACCUUCAUCAGAACUAUCGUGUGGUGUUUCUGUAAAAAGUAUUAACGGAUAUGAAAAUGUUUAUAGUUCCGAAUAUACUUUUAAAAACUAUGAACUCUUUGAGGUGCAGCGAGAAACAGACACCAUCACGAUAUUUUGUGGAGGACCAGUGCUUUCUUUGGCAUGGUUACCAACUCCGUACACCUGCAAUAACAAACCCCAAAUUUUAGCCGUUGGUACUAGUCGAGACUUCGAUGCAAUGUACCGAAUGGACGAAUUUUGUGGUGAGCGCACUAUAAUACAGUUCUGGAAUUUUGGUAUCUUAAGAAAUCUGCAAGAAUUUUCGGAACCCACAUUCGAAUUUGGUCUUGCCGUCGAUUAUGGACCAAUUUGGCACUUGGAAUGGUGUCCUUCGGGAUGUUAUAAUGUUGAAGAUUCCGGGGAAUGUACUAGGAUGGGAUUACUAGCUGUUGGUGGAUCGACAAUGGCUGUUCAUAUUUAUUCUAUCCCGUCGUUAGGAGAAGAUAAAAGUGGUUUAUUUUACAAACCUCGACCUAUUUUAAAACUGCAGCUAACCGAGGACGAAGCAGAAUUAAAACGGAUGUCCUUUCCCACCAAAAUAUCGUGGAGUAAGACGAAUAGAAGCGGUUCUAUAGCAGUGGGCUAUACAGACGGAACAGUGGCUGUGUACAAUCUAAAAACAGUCUCGAAUAUGUUUGAUUGUCAAGACGAAAACUCUACAAAAAUUUUACUUCCUUCCAAGGUAAUAAAGGCUCAUUCUCACUACGUAUCAGCACUUUCUUGGAUUCCUGUCGGUAAUGAUCGAUUUUUAUUCAGCGGAUCUUUUGACAAAACCGUCUACAUAUGGGACUUAUACAGUGAGGAUAAAUUCUCUACGAAAAAAGGUGGAAUUGUGACGGACGGAACCUGGUUGACAAAUUGGAUGUCUCAUAUUGGGACCACCGAGGAAUCCUCGCCUAGAAACUGUAAUGUAGUGAGCACGUUAUACGCACACAGAUCGUUUAUAGAAGACACCAGCAACCUGAACAGUUCUCUAGUAACGGUGCUGUCACUAUCAGCCACCGAUUGGCUGAACGGUUUUGUACAAGCAAAUUCAGUGGGAGAACUAGUUGCCUUCUUUCCACAUCAAAUGCUGUUCAACCAAGAUGCUUUGAGAAAGUCAUCUAAGUAUAGAUUUUUGAUUGGGUAUACAAGACUGAUAGACAAAUCGAAGUCUGUUGAAGAAAGAACCGCUUCGGAAAAAAAGAAACGUGAUUUUUUCACACCGACACCCGAAAGAAGUCAAACUUCUAAAGUGAUGGAUGUCGUUGACGAGGUUGACAAGGAGCUCUACUACGAACCAUUAGAUUACCGAGAGGCUGUGAAAAAGUAUGGACUAGUUUUUUGUGAUUCUAAAUUGGAUGCACCAAGUCUGAGAAAAAACAACCACGAAAAUGCCGAUUUGUCCAAACCACAAUUGUAUCCGUUACAAGAAGUCAGGAAGGUUUGUUUCAAUCCAAAUAGGCAAGCAAGCCUGUACUUCGCCAGUGGAUACCAAAUUGGUUUCGUUAGAAUAUCCUACUUGAAGUUUCUUGAAAAAGAUCCGCAGAUUAUUAGCUCAGAAAAGUGGGGUGAACCGGUAAUUUAUGAAUAAUACAUCUUGUUCAUAUGAUUCUUCUUAAACGUCCACGAUUCUACUUUUACCUUUUCCUUGGUGUUUUUUAUUUUUAAUUUUAUUCGAACUAUAGAAGAGUCAAUAUUUAUUUAUAAAUCAAUUAUUCACUUGUUAUUUUCAUUUUAUCUGCAAUCAUUCCGAUGUUCACUCAUUUAUCGUCGAUCAUUUUUGAUAUAUUUACACAUAUAGCCAGUUUAUUAGCAGGCAUACAGUAAACAGAAUGUAAUAAGCUAAAUUUAUAUGACGUUACCUUAUCGUCUGUUAAAUUUGUGAGGUUAGAAUCGUCUUAAAAUGCAAAAUUUACAGGAGCGAUUUAAUUGUAGGGACACCAGAUUCGUCAACUACGCAUGUGCGAGACGAGGAUGUUUAAUAGAAAAUUUUGAGCGGGAUCUUGUAUUGACGCCAGCGCGUCCCCCUGUCUUAGACUAUUAUUAAUGUCAAAAAAUGUAGUUUAACUAACUAGGUGGGAUCUCAAAGUCUAUCAUUGCAUUAUAUAAUGCAGUUCUUUUAACACUGUCAUACGCUGCUUUGAAGUCGACGAAGACAUUAUGUGUAUCUACGUUAUAUUCUAGUGACUUUUCUAGAAUCUGCCUAUGUGCUUGAACUUGAUGUGUCACUGACUCUCCAGCAGUAAAUCCUCAUUUAUGUUGACCAAUAAUAUCCUUUGUAAAAUGUUUAAGCUUUUCAAACAAUACAUUGCCAAAGAUUUUAUACCCAGAUACUAGCAGAGUAAUGCCUCUAUAGUUCUUAUACUCCAGUUGAUCACCCUUUUUAUGUAACGGAUAUAUUAUUCCCUUUAGCCAGUCUUCUGGUAAAUUCAUUCUGCCAUAUAAGUACUAUUAGUUUAUGUAUUGCUGCAAAAAGUUGAUCACCACCUUUUUUAUACAUUUCCGAACAGAUUUCAUCGAUAGAUAGAUAGAUAGAUAGAAUUAUUCAUCCACAUAGUUUACACAAUUGUUAC
This is a messenger RNA of Diabrotica balteata, 8965 nucleotides long. NCBI's taxonomy places the organism in Eukaryota, Metazoa, Arthropoda, Insecta, Coleoptera, Chrysomelidae. The record is from the annotation of a GenBank genome assembly.